AUGGCUGGAACAGUUCAAGACAAUAACGGCCGAGCACUGGUUGUCUCGUCCUGCACCUUUGCCCUGGAGAUGGCCGCCAUAGUUGCCGAUAUGCAACCAGGCGAUGAGGUGAUUGUCCCCAGUUAUACAUACGUCACAACCGUGAACGCAUUCGCGCUGCGGGGCGCCGUACCUGUAUUUGUAGAUCAAUCAUCCCCAGUCCACUAUGGCGGGCUCGCAUGCGACAUGGACAAAAUCAUGGAGGUCGCCAAAAGACACCGGCUGUUCGUCUGUGAGGACGCAGCCAUGGCAUGCACGUCCACCUACAAGGGCCAGAUGCUCGGCACGAUUGGCAACGUCGGCUGCCUCAGCGUUCAGGAAAAGAAGAACUUUACAGCCGGUGGUCAGGGAGGUGCCCUUCUCGUCAAUGAUCCAGCGCUGGUCGAGCGAGCCGAGAUUCUUUACGACAACGGGACCAACCUGUUGCGCUUCAUGCGCGGCGAAGUUGAUCACUACCAUAAUAUCAAUGCGCGCAGAAGGUAUAUCUGGGACCGUUAUUUUGUCAGUCUGUUACCUUUAGUCCGCAAUGGGUACAUCACCUUACCCCAUGUUCCUGAUAAUACCACCCAUAACGCGAACGUGUUCUAUAUCAGGAUUAUAGGCCCGGCGCAGCGCCAGGAUCUGAUUCAGCAUAUGGCCAGUGCGAAUGUGCAGACACAUCCACAAUUUAUGCCGCUGCAUUCGUCGCCUUUUGGUCGAAGUCAUGGUCGCUUUGAUGGAGUUGACCGUGUUACGUCACUCGCCAGCUCGCAAAUCUUGCUGCUGCCGGGGGUUGUAAUCCGGGAGCUGUUUGUUUUUUGGGGUGAGACAACAGCGGGCAGGUCUCAGCUGUACUUGGGUUAA
Aspergillus pseudonomiae is the source of this 882-nucleotide messenger RNA. Its product is annotated as pyridoxal phosphate-dependent transferase. The record is from RefSeq and is a predicted model, not a curated record. Gene Ontology annotation, biological process: polysaccharide biosynthetic process. The transcript is spliced from 4 exons. Bases 1 to 882 code for a protein of 293 amino acids. NCBI's taxonomy places the organism in Eukaryota, Fungi, Ascomycota, Eurotiomycetes, Eurotiales, Aspergillaceae. Gene Ontology annotation, molecular function: transaminase activity; pyridoxal phosphate binding.